AGUGCGCGUGGGGUAUUGUGGGUGUUGUUAAGAAGGUAGGCAAGAGGCAACAACAUUACUGGGCUGUUGUACUAAAGUACAGAGUGUUUUGGUCUGGCUCAUUAUGUCUGUGUUUCUGCCAACCACAUCCAAAAGCCUGACAUCAACUCCACUGAAAAGCAAAGACAAAGGUAUUUACAGGAGCAAAAGUGUGGAGUAUGACUCCACCGAUGAUUCCACCUACUCGUUGUUGUCGCCAAUUUACCACGAUAGUUUUGAGGGUUCAGAUGAUGACCCUGAGGUGGAACAACUGCAGAAGAGGCUGAACAGCCUGGCAGCAUCAACUGAGGAUAUCAGACACCCUUCUCCGCAGAGGAAUGGGAAAUUGCACAUUCAAAGGAAAGUUGCAGAGGUAAAGCUGGAGAAAUCCUCUGUUUCACUGCACAACCUAAGUGCCUGGGAACAGUGGCUUGUCACCAAAGCAAAAGAAGAACGUCUCAAAUUAGAACAGAAAGCUCUGGAGGAGCGCACUCUUAAAGAGAAGAAGGAACAGACUGAAAAGGAAAAGAGGCGAAAGAGAAUACAGACAGAGAACAAAAUACAGGAUUGGCUGAAAAUGAAAAGAGAAAUGGAAAAACAUGAAAAGGAGUGCAAGGAACGUCAAAAACAAGAGGAGGUGGAAAGAGAAAAACAGAAGCGGAGAGAAUUUGAACUCAAAGCACAAGAGAAAUAUAAGGAGUGGUUGCUCAAGAAGAAAGAAGAGGAAAAUGAGAGAAAACAAAGAGAACAGGAAGAGGCAGCAUUGAAAGAGGUGGAGGAGAAGGAGAGGAGGAGGAGAGCAGAGGACACAUUUCAGGAGUGGCUCAGAGCGCAGAACAGAAACCGAGUAAAGUGCAACACGCCCUCCCCUCAAGGCUAUGACAACCUGAACUAUCCAGCUCCCAGUUUCUACAACCCCAUUCCAUGGAAGCCCAUACCUGUUCCACCUCCAGAGAAGGCUCCCCGGAAGAGAACCCAACGUGGCAAACCGCUAGGACCACCCAGGCACCAGUCCUCCUCUCCAUGUCUGACAUUCCGGUACAAAGACACUCUGAGCUUUGCCAGCAAGAGGCGAUGACACAAAAAGGAUGCCUCUCCUCCACAAGACUGCUCUCUGGUGGUUCAGAGGAGAACUCAGACUUUCCAUGAAGAGAUCCACCGGCACAACUGAAGGCACAGUACGAGUUAGGGCUGAAGAAGAAGUGUGGAAAUUGACAGUGGUUGUAUUGGUUUUCAGGGUGCUGUCCUGAAAGCUUCCCCCAGGUUUGAGAUAAUUCCGGUGUUUGAAUUGUAAAUUAUAAAUCAGGUUAGUGGACAUGAAAUUGUUAGUUAACAGCCAGUUAAUUGUUAAUUGACUAUUGAAUGAGAGGCCGUGUCUAAAGGUCUUGUUUUGGACAAAAAGAACAGACGUUUAAUUUUGUUGACCAUGCAUAUUUUUCUGUAGAAUUCAUAUUAGUUUGCAUUCAGUUGUAUAUGUUGUCACAUUUUUACAUUUUUUUUAUUUUGAAUACCUUGUUUUACACAACUGUUUAAAAAAAAGAAAUUUUAAACAAUAGAGAUGAAAUAAAGAAGUUUAACAAGCAGUACUAACCUGUUCCAUGAAUAUUCUCUGA
Alosa alosa (allis shad) is the source of this 1631-nucleotide messenger RNA. RefSeq names its product coiled-coil domain containing 34 (gene ccdc34). Lineage: Eukaryota; Metazoa; Chordata; Actinopteri; Clupeiformes; Clupeidae. Bases 104 to 1096 code for a protein of 330 amino acids. The record is from RefSeq and is a predicted model, not a curated record. The transcript has 7 exons.